CACACUUCUCUUGGAACUCUGUCGUCUCAUUAAAAAACUGCUCCAACAAUGAUUACAUCAGAGUUGCCAGUGUUACAGGAUUCAACUAAUGAAACUACUGCCCAUUCAGAUGCUGGCAGUGAGCUUGAAGAAACAGAGGUCAAAGGGAAAAGAAAAAGGGGCCGUCCUGGCCGACCUCCAUCUACAAAUAAGAAACCCCGAAAGUCACCAGGUGAGAAGAGCCGUUCUGAAGGUGGAAUUAGAGGAGCUGGCCGUGGAAGAGCUAAUGGCCAUCCUCAACAGAAUGGAGAAGGGGAGCCUGUCACAUUAUUUGAAGUAGUAAAACUGGGGAAAAGUGCAAUGCAGUCUGUGGUGGAUGACUGGAUUGAAUCAUAUAAACAGGACAGAGACAUAGCACUUCUGGAUUUAAUCAACUUCUUUAUCCAGUGUUCAGGAUGUCGAGGUACUGUAAGAAUUGAGAUGUUCAGAAAUAUGCAGAAUGCAGAAAUCAUCAGAAAAAUGACUGAAGAAUUUGAUGAGGACAGUGGUGAUUAUCCUUUAACCAUGCCUGGACCGCAAUGGAAAAAAUUUCGCUCAAACUUUUGUGAAUUUAUUGGAGUUCUGAUUCGACAGUGUCAAUAUAGCAUAAUUUAUGAUGAGUAUAUGAUGGAUACAGUAAUUUCCCUUUUGACUGGUUUAUCAGAUUCCCAAGUCAGAGCUUUUAGGCAUACAAGUACCUUGGCUGCUAUGAAGCUUAUGACUGCUCUGGUGAAUGUUGCCUUAAACCUAAGUAUUCAUCAGGAUAACACACAAAGACAGUAUGAAGCAGAAAGAAACAAAAUGAUUGGUAAGAGAGCUAAUGAAAGGCUGGAGUUACUACUUCAGAAACGCAAAGAGCUGCAAGAAAAUCAAGAUGAAAUUGAAAACAUGAUGAACUCUAUUUUUAAGGGUAUAUUUGUUCAUAGAUACCGUGAUGCAAUUGCUGAAAUUAGAGCCAUUUGUAUUGAAGAAAUUGGAGUAUGGAUGAAAAUGUAUAGUGAUGCUUUCCUAAAUGACAGUUAUUUAAAAUAUGUUGGCUGGACUCUUCAUGAUAGGCAAGGUGAAGUCAGGCUGAAGUGUUUAAAAGCUCUUCAGAGUCUGUAUACCAAUAGAGAAUUGUUUCCAAAAUUGGAAUUAUUCACUAACAGAUUCAAGGAUCGCAUUGUAUCAAUGACACUUGAUAAGGAAUAUGAUGUUGCUGUGGAAGCCAUUCGAUUAGUUACUUUAAUACUUCAUGGAAGUGAAGAAGCACUUUCUAAUGAAGAUUGUGAAAAUGUAUACCAUUUGGUAUAUUCAGCACACCGGCCUGUUGCAGUAGCAGCAGGAGAAUUCCUUCACAAAAAGCUAUUUAGCAGGCAUGACCCCCAAGCAGAAGAAGCAUUAGCAAAGAGGAGGGGUCGAAACAGUCCCAAUGGGAACCUUAUCAGGAUGCUGGUUCUUUUCUUUCUUGAAAGUGAGUUGCAUGAACAUGCAGCUUACUUGGUGGACAGUUUGUGGGAGAGCUCUCAAGAACUAUUGAAAGACUGGGAAUGUAUGACAGAAUUACUGUUAGAAGAACCUGUCCAAGGAGAAGAAGCAAUGUCUGACCGGCAAGAGAGUGCUCUUAUAGAGCUAAUGGUCUGUACAAUUCGUCAGGCUGCUGAAGCCCAUCCUCCAGUGGGAAGAGGGACUGGCAAAAGAGUGCUAACCGCCAAAGAAAGAAAAACUCAAAUUGAUGAUAGAAACAAAUUGACUGAACAUUUUAUAAUUGCACUUCCUAUGUUGCUAUCAAAGUAUUCUGCUGAUGCUGAGAAGGUAGCUAAUCUGCUUCAGAUUCCACAGUAUUUUGACCUAGAAAUCUAUAGCACAGGCAGAAUGGAAAAGCAUCUGGAUGCCUUAUUAAAGCAAAUUAAAUUUGUUGUGGAAAAACAUGUAGAAUCAGAUGUUCUAGAAGCCUGCAGUAAAACUUACAGUAUCUUAUGUAGUGAAGAAUAUACAAUCCAAAAUCGAGUUGACAUAGCUCGGAGCCAACUGAUAGAUGAAUUUGUGGAUCGAUUUAAUCAUUCUGUAGAAGAUCUCUUGCAAGAGGGAGAAGAAGCUGAUGAUGAUGAUAUUUAUAAUGUUCUCUCAACACUAAAGAGAUUAACUUCUUUUCACAAUGCUCAUGAUCUUACAAAAUGGGACCUAUUUGGUAACUGCUACAGAUUACUGAGGACUGGAAUUGAGCAUGGAGCUAUGCCAGAACAGAUAGUAGUUCAGGCACUUCAGUGUUCCCAUUACUCAAUUCUCUGGCAGUUGGUGAAAAUAACUGAUGGUUCUCCUUCUAAAGCUUUCAUGUUGCUUUGUGACCUCUUGAUGAUUUUCAGCCAUCAGUUAAUGACAGGGGGCAGGGAGGGGCUUCAGCCUUUGGUGUUUAAUCCAGACACUGGACUCCAGUCUGAGCUCCUUAGUUUUGUGAUGGACCAUGUCUUCAUUGACCAGGAUGAGGAGAACCAAAGCAUGGAAGGUGAUGAGGAAGAUGAAGCUAACAAGAUUGAGGCUUUACACAAGAGAAGAAAUCUUUUGGCGGCCUUUAGCAAACUUAUCAUCUAUGAUAUUGUGGACAUGCAUGCAGCUGCUGAUAUCUUCAAACACUACAUGAAGUAUUACAAUGACUACGGUGACAUUAUUAAGGAGACAUUGAGUAAAACAAGGCAAAUUGAUAAGAUUCAGUGUGCAAAAACCCUCAUUCUCAGUUUACAGCAGUUAUUUAAUGAGCUUGUUCAAGAGCAAGGCCCCAACUUGGAUAGGACCUCUGCCCAUGUCAGUGGCAUUAAAGAAUUGGCCCGGAGAUUUGCUCUUACCUUUGGACUGGAUCAGAUUAAGACCAGGGAAGCAGUUGCAACACUUCACAAAGAUGGCAUAGAAUUUGCUUUCAAAUACCCAAAUCAAAAGGGACAAGAGUAUCCACCUCCUAACCUGGCUUUCCUUGAAGUUUUAAGUGAAUUCUCUUCUAAACUUCUUCGGCAGGACAAAAAGACAGUCCAUUCAUACCUAGAGAAAUUCCUGACAGAGCAGAUGAUGGAGAGAAGGGAAGAUGUAUGGCUUCCACUCAUUUCCUAUAGAAACUCAUUAGUCACUGGAGGGGAAGAUGACAGAAUGUCAGUGAAUAGUGGAAGCAGCAGUAGCAAAACUUCCUCAGUCCGGAAUAAGAAAGGACGGCCACCACUUCACAAAAAAAGAGUUGAAGAAGAAAGUUUGGAUGGCACGUGGCUAAACAGGAAUGAUACAACCAUUCAGACACCUGGAGCCCUUCCUGCCCCUCAGCUAACAUCCACUGUACUGAGAGAAAAUAACCGACAAAUAGGAGAACAAAUUCAAGAACAUGAGUCAGAACAUGGAUCUGAACCAGACUUCUUACACAAUCCUCAGAUGCAGAUCUCCUGGUUAGGCCAGCAAAAGUUAGAAGACUUAAAUCGAAAGGACCGAACAGGAAUGAACUACAUGAAAGUGAGAAGUGGAGUCAGGAAUGCAGUCCGGGGCCUUAUGGAGGAUGAUGCUGAGCCCAUCUUUGAAGACGUAAUGAUGUCAUCCCGGGGUCAAUUGGAAGAUAUGAAUGAGGAAUUUGAAGACACAAUGGUUAUUGAUCUGCCCCCAUCAAGAAACCGAAGAGAACGAGCUGAAUUGAGGCCAGAUUUCUUUGAUUCUGCAGCUAUCAUAGAAGACGAUUCAGGAUUUGGAAUGCCUAUGUUCUGAAGUCUGAUGAAGAAAUUUUAUAAACCUGGAACUCUAUUAUUUAGAGCUAGAGGCCUAUAUACUGUGAUAGCUUAUAUGGGGAAAAAAAAACACUUUUGAUGUGAUCUGCUUUGUUUUUUAAUCAAAUGAUUAUGGUCAAUCCCUUUUUGCAGUGACAGAGCAGAAGAGAGGAGCAUGUAAAUUACACAAGGGAAUGUUGAUGAACAGUCACCUCAGAAAGACUGACCUGAAAAAUCAUUUGUAUUCUAGUACUGGACUAUCCCAAUACAGAUGUGUGUGUUUUUUUUCUGGAUGGGAGGGUGGGGAUUUUAAAUUUUUAAGACAGUUGUCAAGAGAAACUGUUGUACACCUGUUUUAUGAAAACUCAGCAUUGAGUGAAAAAAAAUAUUUUUAACUUUAUUUUCCUGCUGUACAAUUUAAAACUGUUUUAACAUUUGCCUUUUUAUGUUUUAAGAGCUAACCAUUUUUAUUAAACCUAUGCCAGUCAGUCAUUGACUAGCGGUGAUGCUAUAUAAGCCGGUCAUCCUGGUUGCAGAAGAGUGUUUUUGAACCCACUGGAUGUGGUUGACAUUGUGGUCCACGGGCAAGGAGAGGAGCAGAACAUUGACGACCCAUGGCGGGGCCCUGACCCAGUGUACUGCUGCCAAAUACACACAUGUGCGCAUGCGCGUGCACACACGCAUCCCGAGACAGGGCGAAAAACCCAGAUUUUAUAUACUCUCGAGAAAGGUUUAUUUUUAUUUAUAAGGGGGCAUAAAAUCAGAAAUGUCCAUGCAGCCACUUUUCCAACAAAUGCUGUGCAACAAUGCGUUUUAUAUAGCACCAGGGAGACACAAACACAGUACAUUUUCUAUGGGUAAUUUGUUCUUUGCAUUUUUAGCGACUUAUACCAGCAAAUAAAGUAUUCUCAGUAAAACAAACAAACAGUUCUCAAGUUAUCAGUUUGCUGUUUUUAUCACUUAUGUCAUGCCCUGCCAAACCCAAGGUACACAGACUGCCAUUUCCUUAGGAAAAUAAUCACUUUACUGUUCCGAAUCGAUUUUAACUGUACCAUAGAUGUGUCUACUUCCCAUGCAGUAAAUACCCUUAUGUGCUGACUAAUUUUGUAAAUUAAUUUUGCCAGUUAGAAGUAUGUGCUGCAUAGAAGUGUGUGCUUAGAGGGUGAAGUUCUUAAGCUUACCAAGGAAUCCAGCUACAUUUUCAGUGUUAACUGUGCAUAUUAAAAGUUAUUCUUUGUGGGGAGAAAAAUGGUGAGUUUUCACAACAGAAGAAAGGCCAAACUAGUAGUCCUGAGCUAAUCAUUGUUCUAAAAGGUUUAAAUGUCUUCAGUGGUUUGGAGUUAUAUUCUGCUUAGCUUUUUUGACUAUGCCCAGUUGCUGCUAUUGUAGUUUGAGAAAACAACUUUUCCUUAUCCUUUUUGAUUCUUUACUUUAGCACUGGAACUUCAAAACACAGCCAUCCACUGUAAGAACAGCUAUUUCUGGUUGAGGGAUUAUUUUUAAAGCAGCUGCAACAAAACCAUGAGACCUUCUCUUUACCAAAAACUUCAUUCUUUUUUUUUUUUUUUUUUUUUUUUUUUUAAAGAUUAAAAUCUGCAUACCCAGUGAUUACCUGUUGGGAAGGAGGGGGAAAAAUGGAUGUUUUCAUCCUCUUAAUAAACACAAAAAGCUCAGACUUUUUUCAAAAUGUGUGUACAGUCCUCAAAAUAAGACUUGGUUGCCAAAAAAUGUUUGACUUGCUAAUUCAGCAUUUCCUCAGCCAGGGUAAUUAAGAGGGAGACAACAGUGCUGGGCCAGUAGAGCCGCGAUGCUCUUGGAAAGAGGCCAGCAGGAAUGGCUGCAUUAACAUGUCAGCUCAGUAGUUCUGUGACAGGGGGAGGAUCAUGAUUGAUGCUGCACGGUUUGAGUCACAAUCACAGGCCGGUCUUGUUCUUCACAGUCCUCUGUGGAAAACCGAAUCCUAACUUAGAAUUGUAGAAUACUGUAUAACAAAAACAAAAAACAAAAAAAAAAAAGUUUAAUAUCUAGGUACCUCCAAUGGGUUUCCAAUUCAGUUUGAAGUCAAAUAGAUUUUUGUAUUUUGAGUGUCUCCUUGAUUGGUUUUGCUAGUACUUCUGUAAAUUGUACAUUUACAAUAUGAGGUUUUUCCUUUUGUACAAUUUGAAACUGAUGCUUCACCUUUCCUUUAAUAAACUAUUCAAAAU
Molecule: messenger RNA, 5935 nt
Organism: Gracilinanus agilis (Agile Gracile Mouse Opossum)
Lineage: Eukaryota; Metazoa; Chordata; Mammalia; Didelphimorphia; Didelphidae
Gene: STAG1
Product: stromal antigen 1
Exons: 32
Coding region: 49-3732 (1227 amino acids)
Biological process (GO): sister chromatid cohesion
Cellular component (GO): chromatin; nucleus; cohesin complex
Molecular function (GO): chromatin binding
Source: RefSeq, a predicted model, not a curated record